Chara braunii is the source of this 879-nucleotide messenger RNA. NCBI's taxonomy places the organism in Eukaryota, Viridiplantae, Streptophyta, Charophyceae, Charales, Characeae. The record is from the annotation of a GenBank genome assembly.
GACUCUCGCUGCCCGCCUUUGACGUGUUGGGUUCUUCUUUUCCCACAGUUGACCAUCAUGGUGAAGUGGAGUGAGAGUGUAGGUAACACCCCUCUCCACUAUCAGCUUGGCAGUAUCGAAAUGGCAUCGCAAGUUCCAAAGGCGGGAGCCGACCAAGGCAGAGGAAGAUCACCACCAGUGAACUUGGACAUCCCACAGUCAGAUGAAGACCGGUUAAAGCUUCUGACAUCCAAGUGCUAUGAUGAUGGUAUUCUCCCUGAGAAAUUCCGACAUGGGGAGUGGAUUAUCGAGGAAGGAGUACGCACUUUCGUGGUCAACCCAAGACUGGAUGAGCUGACUACAAACUGGCUGAAAGAACGGACCGUCACCAUCAUCUUCCAAGGAGCGGCUCGGGAUUUGCCGAUGGGGGUUCGCGAAGACUUGGGAGCCGGUCCUGCAUCUGGGAAAGCAGUAGAACAUGUGGCAAUUGUGGACGACUUGGCAGCAGAUGCGGUGACAGCAGCUGAUGAGGCAGCAGACGAUGACAUAGCAGCAAAUGGAUUGGCAGCAGAUGACGUGGCAGCAGGCGACGUAGCAAAUGGCUUGGUAGCAAAUGGACUGCCAGAAGAUGACGUAGCAGAAGAUGACGUCGCAGCAGAUGACAUAGCAGCAAAUGGCUUGGCAGCAAAUGGUACCGGUAGACUGCUGGCUUUUAACGACCGUCCGGUAGGGGCAUCCCGCAAAUUUGGGACCCUACCGGUACGAAAAGAUUUGAGGCCCAAACGACACCGGGGUCUUAUGGAAAAUUUGUACCCUGCUCAGUGGGGCGCGACAGGGUAAAUCAGCCGGUGGAGGGGCGCGGCGCAAAAUAAUGCAAAUUACAGGGGCGCCAGACAAAUU